This is a messenger RNA of Grosmannia clavigera kw1407, 738 nucleotides long. RefSeq lists its product as uncharacterized. NCBI's taxonomy places the organism in Eukaryota, Fungi, Ascomycota, Sordariomycetes, Ophiostomatales, Ophiostomataceae. The transcript is spliced from 4 exons. Bases 1 to 738 code for a protein of 245 amino acids. The record is from RefSeq and is a predicted model, not a curated record.
AUGCGACAGGAGAUAGGGGAGGGCCUGGUUGACACCCCACUAGUAGAGACCGCGAGCCAGCUCGUGCAGGGAGGUGGCGUGGCCGGGGAUGUCUUCGUCCGGAGUCUCCUGGCCCUAUGGCGGAUAGCUGUCGUCGCCGACUUUAGUAGCGUAGCCAUUACUGCCCCUGUUAGCGACGAUGUGGCUUCGGCAGAGAUCUGGUGUUUUGUGUUUUGCGGACUGCGUCUUAUUUACUAUGGGGUUGUGGGCCUGAUUAACGACGGCUACGACAAGAAGUUCAAGGUAUACGCGAAAGUGGUCGCGGGCGGUGCUGAUUUGCAGGUGCACGACUUUAUGCAGCAGAUUGGCGACAAAGAUUCGCUGGACAAGAGUGACGGCUACAAUACAAUGGCCAACCUAGCGCUCAACAUGAGCUUUGCCAGCGAGUCGGAGCCGUGUCCGGGUGACUUCUCCGAGCGCGGCUACGGGCCCGACUGCCUGUACGAGCAGACAGUCUACUGGACGCUGCGCGAUGACCAGGCGGACGUCUUCUAUGCCAACUUGGAGAGCGCCACCGGCAUCCCCAAGGACAAGAUCGGCUUCGGCUACUACACCGACAUCGACAACUGUAGCGGCAGCGGCAGCAAAGUCGGCGACGGCGAUAACUGCUGGAACAUCGAUUAUGAGCUCGGCGCGCCCUUCCCCAACGGCUACGGCACCGACGACGUGGCUAACCCUAAGGAUGUGGCCAAGAUCUAG